Messenger RNA from Hemibagrus wyckioides, 3412 nucleotides. RefSeq names its product T cell activation inhibitor, mitochondrial (gene tcaim). The record is from RefSeq and is a predicted model, not a curated record. Gene Ontology annotation, cellular component: mitochondrion. The transcript has 11 exons. Lineage: Eukaryota; Metazoa; Chordata; Actinopteri; Siluriformes; Bagridae. The coding region runs from base 154 to 1629 and encodes 491 amino acids.
UAUGAACACCAAUACAAACAAGACUCCUCGGAAACGUGCCGCUGUUUACAUGCAGGAGGUCGUCUCUUUGAAUGACCAAAGACAGAUUUACAGACUCUAAGUCACGGUGCACCAGAAUGGUUUCAGAGGUGAACUCGGCUGAAAGCUAACGUGAUGUCUCUGACUUCACUCCUGCGUGUGAGGCUCAGCAGCAGAUGCAGCACAAAUCAGAUACUUCAUAUAAGAGCUCUGUCAGGAGCCGAUGCUGUUAAUGCGCUCCGGCCCUUUUAUUUUGCGGUCCACCCUGACUUCUUUGGCCAGCAUCCAAGAGAAAGGGAAGUGAAUGAAAACUCUCUCAAAAGAUUGAAUGGCUAUUUGGAGAGUCUUCAGAAGCCAGGCUUUAGGUCUGUGAAGCCUACGAAACUCACUUUUUACCUCAGGGACAUAAGGGAAAAAACCGAGGACAACAAUGAUGUGCUGCAUUCUGGUUUCCAUUUGGUGACUUUCACUCUGCAAGCGAAGGAUGUCCUGUGUGCAGUGGUGGAUGUUUUGAAGUUCUGUAGCUUGUCAGUGGAACACAUGCAGGAACUUCUCACAGCCCGAGCCCAAAGCCAGAAUGCAGCACAACAAGGUGGAAUUCCUUUCUAUCGCCCGAUUAAAUGGGACAAGACAUACUACACGUUCACAGGCUUCAGAGACCCAGAGCAGGAGCUGGAGCAGGCAAAGAAAAUGGAAACCACACUCAGUCAGUGGCUGAGAAACAAUGAACCAGAGGCCACCAAGAAGCAAAAGGCCAGCGUUCCACGACGAGCCGAGCUGAAGAGACUGAAGAGAGAGCUUGUUGAGAAACUGGGCCUACUUGAUAUCAGGUGGCAGCGCAAGUGGGGAGUUGCACACAGAUGCUGUCAGAUGCAGAGUUUGAGCCGCCUCUCUUCACAGAACCCAGAGGCCAUGCCUAAUCUCAGAGGGCACACAAUAGUCUUUACUGACCAAUCAGGAAUGAAUGCCUCAGGCCAUGUGAUGCUGGGAACAAUGGAUGUGCAUCAUCAGUGGACAGAGCUCUUUGAGAGGUUGCCUAGUUACAGCAGACUGUUGCAGCAGACAGAGUGGCUAAAGGACAGGAUCAGUUUCCUGUUAGGUGGGAUCCAGGUGAUUCAUAUGGAGCGUGUGGGUCUGGUGUUACCUCUGGAAGACCACUUUAGCACCCUGAACACCUUCCACAAGAGACUGCUGCCUCACAGACUCGCCCUGCACCCGCGCAGCCUACAGGGACUCGCCAUGAUCCUAGAAAAUGACCGUUCUAGUGCUAGUCUUCAUGAGACGGGCCACUUCAUCAUCCCCACUAUGAGUGACCCUGUUCAUCUACAGAACUUCCUUCAGAGCCAUGCCCAGGAGGCUCGCAGACGUCUGCAGCGCAAGGAGCAGUUAGAGGCUGAGGAGGAGGAUGUGGUGUCCGUUUGUGUGCAGGGUCUGUCUCUGCGGAGUCUGUCCAAAGAGCCCAGUGUCUCCAGCAGUCAGAUGAUCCCCUGCUGCAGGCGUUUGCUUGAGGAGAGGUCUCCUUAUAUGCAGGGCCUGCAUCUCUGCAUCUCGCACUUUUAUUCUGUUAUGCAGGAUGGUGAUCUUUGUAUACCUUGGGAUUGGAAGGGCUGACACUUUCAAAGGUAUUCAAAUAUAAGCACUGUGUGUUCUUGUGUCAUGUAGGUGCGCAGGCUUGUGGUGAAGGUGUGGUGUGGUAUGUAGAAUGUUAUUGAAUGCACUUUGGUUUUAUGAUUCAAGCAGAUGGGUGGUCUGCUUGUAAAGCCAAGAGAAAUUGUGACGGGAGGUUGUGUUGAUUGUCUCAGUAUAUCGGUUAUGUACUCUCAAUGUGAGCACCUAUGGAGUAGUUUCAGUUUCAAUUUCAGUUUCUUGCGUUUGAUGGCCAUACGCCAAAAGGUACAAUCAGGGUACUUUCAGAGUGUCAGAGUGAACAUUUCAGUGGAAAUGUAGGAUUUGAAGGCAACCAUGACAAACCAUGUUAAUUGGUUUAUUAUUACUGUGUUUGUCUCCAUAUAAUUCUUGGACUUGAUGUCCAUUACCACUGGUUUCAUCUUUUAAAAGGUGUCUGAAACUGUUAGUGUUGAAUUUCUUUUUUGUUGAGUACUCUGUUUAACUCUGUAUAACUCAAGAAGUGACUGCCAUUAGAGUACAGAAUAUAUUUUGCAGUAUUAGCAAUGUGCACUGCCUGAAAGAAUUACAAUCUAUGUAAUGCACAUGAUGUCCAGUAGAUGGAGCUCCUCUAGUGUUAAUGAACUCCUCUGAACAUGCAGGGGGGAAAAAAAGCAUCCAUUCCACUACACUAUCAAUAAUUUGUCCUCAAAACUUAAUCUUACAUUUCAUGUAACAUACUACAACAGUGAAUUCAAAUUUUAAAUGGUUAUUACUGUGUUAAAUAUCUGUCUACAAGAUUAAAAUCACAGACAUGCUUUUUAAAGUCUUUCAAAAAUGGUUUCUGUGCUGAACCCUGCUCUUAAAUCUCUCGUGCUAAAUUCAAAAGCUAUCUCAGGAGCAUGGUUGUGAUUUGGCACUUAUCUAUAAAUGUUAAAUUUAUUCUGUUUAUAUGUCUUUAGGUCUUUAUGUCUAUUUUAAUGUCUCCUAGUUAAAAAUGCACAUACACUAUGUGGACACCUGACCUUCACAGCCAUAUCUGGGUCUUCCCCAAACUGUUGUCACAAAUGUUAAAUGCAUAACUGGUUUAGAUUGUUCCAUCUUCACUGAAACUAAAUGGUGCAAACGUGUUUCAUUAUGACAAUGUCCUUGUGUGCAAAUCAAGGUUCGCAAAGACAUGGAUUGUUAAAGCAUAUAUGGAAGAACUUGAGUGGUCUGAGCUCAAUCCCAUUGAACACCUUUUGGAUAAACUGGAAUGCAGACUGAAUGCCAGGUUUCCUUGCCUGACAUCUUCAAUGCUCUUGUGGCUGUAUGGGCAAAUCACCACAGCCACGCUCCAUGCAUCUGAAAUGGGAGGUUCAAAAAGUACAUAAGAGUGUGAUUGGUCAGGUGUACACAUACGCGCGCGUGCGCACAAAGUCACAGUGCUAUGCUUUAAAUGACUGCAGUUUAUUUAUUUUGUUCAUUCUGUAUGCAGGUUCUCCCAUGUGUACAGAUUAUCCUGAUUUGUCUUUAUACUGUAUAUUAUGAUGUGUGGUGGCAUUAAAAAACAUUGGAUAUCUGAUUAGGGAGAUAUAUGUGUUUGUGUAAAGCAAAUGUAUUGUUUUCUACAAGUGUCUAAAACUUUAAUAAAACUGAUCUCUAUUACUGCCUUAUUUUUUUUUCCUUUUUAAAAUGUAUUAUAUUGUUCUUGAGACAAACUGCUCAAUUUAAAUUAUGCUUAUGGAAGGAUCAUGUAACAUUUUGGUGAACGUCAAGACUUGAGUUUAUGUAUUGUUAAUAAAUAUAU